Messenger RNA from Schistosoma turkestanicum, 3278 nucleotides. NCBI's taxonomy places the organism in Eukaryota, Metazoa, Platyhelminthes, Trematoda, Strigeidida, Schistosomatidae. The record is from the annotation of a GenBank genome assembly.
AAAAAUCAAUCCCUUCAUACUAGCUCCUGAAAUGUAUAUUGGGUAUUGGAUACAGUGAAAGGCUUUUUAAAUAUGAGCGGUACAUCAGCUGGAAUUAAGUUUAUGUCUUUUCUGCCAAAUACUCUAAAUUUCCAAGAUCGAGAGGUUUACAAGGUUGGUUUCGCAGCUUUAGAUUGUAUGCGGAGAGAUGGAAAAUUGUGUGAUGUCACUUUGACUGCGGACAAUAAUCGCUUCACGGCACACAAAGUUGUUUUGGCCGCCACGAUACCGUUUUUUAACGGAAUGUUCCUGAGUAAUAUGGCAGAAUCUACUAAAAGCGAAGUUGCUAUUCAUGAACUUGACGCUUGUGCUUUAGAAGCGUUCAUUGGUUAUGCUUAUACUGGUCUUGUGCAAAUCAACCCACGCAAUGUUCAAUCAAUUCUAAUUGGAGCCAAUUUUCUACAGCUAAAUAAUGUUCGUAACAUCUGUUGCAGAUAUAUCAGUGAAAGAUUGACUGUUGACAUAGUUUUGCCGAUGAAGAAUUUAGCUCAAAGUUUUUUGUGCACAGAAUUAGUAUCUGCUUGUGAGACGUAUAUCUACAAAAACUUCGAAAAUAUCGCACGCACAAUUUCGUUUUUUAAUCUUGAAGGAGGUGAAUUAAUGGAAUUACUAGAAUCAGACGAACUGAACGUCAGCAGUGAAGAACGCUUGUUCCAUAUAGUUAUGUCUUGGGUUGAGUUUGAAUCAAAACUGAAUUCUGAAACAAAUUCCGUUAUGUCAGAGUCUAUUAAUGUAAUUGAACUACCUGGAAAUUACGAUCGUAAUGUUAAUUCGAUGCAAUCACCAGUUUCAAGUGAAAUUAAUUAUCAAACUUCGUGUUGUAAUGGUUCUUUACAUUCUACACAUCAUUCUCAUAGUCAUUAUUCUACACAAGUGUUCAAUAACAAACGUCGCACUGACUUUCUCCCAUUUCUUCUUAGACGAAUUAGAUUACCCUUAAUUCCAGUUAGCUACAUUUUCUCAGUUAUUUCACGGCAUGAUCUUAUUCGCCAAGAUAUUCGUUGUAGAGAUAUUCUAGAUGAGGUACGUGAUGUUCUUCUUAUGUCAUGGAAAACAUCCGAAUUCUUUAAUUGUCGACCUAGAAAAUGUCAAGAUAUUUUUGGCGUUAUUUAUGCUGUAGGAGGUUGGAAUGCAGAUUUAGAAUGUCAUGGGAUUGUGGAGAUUUAUCAUCCUUCUCUUGGUCGUUGGGAAUUAUCAGAAAGCAUGAUAUCUAAGCGUAGUCGUAUUGGUGUUGUUGCUUUGAAUGGACUAUUGUACGCUAUCGGAGGUUUCGAUGGAACUUCUCGCUUACGUACAACUGAAGUUUAUAAUCCGAAAACUGGAAAGUGGUCAACUGUCGCUCCAAUGGUUUGUCGACGUAGUGCUGCAGGAGCUGCUGCUUAUGAUGGAUGUUUAUAUGUGUGCGGUGGUUUUGAUGGUCAAACGUCAUUACGUACUUGUGAAGUGUACAUUCCGGAACAAGAUACAUGGAAGCUAAUAUCAAGCUUGAAUGAACCCAGAUCUGCUGGUGGUCUUGUUGCUCUCAAUGGUCGUCUUUAUGCUAUUGGCGGACACAAUGGUUUAGCUGUUUUCUCCACAGUUGAAUGCUAUGAAAAGGGUGGAGAUUUACCUAGAACAAUUUCACCAUCCUCUCGUUAUGAAACCGACCUACAGAAUCGUGGUGCUCAGAAAAACCCAACUAAUGUGUGGUAUUCAGUAGCCAAUAUGUUACAUCGGCGAUGUCGACAUGGCGCAACUGCAUUUCGUGAUCGCAUUAUUGUAGCCGGUGGUUAUGAUGGUGCUUCAUUUCUUCGAAGUGUUGAAAUGUUCGAUCCUACAACUGGUCCAGAUCGUAAUGGCUUGCAUGGUCAAUGGACCGAAAUCUCAUCUUUAUCAAUUCCUCGUUCUCGAGUUGGAUUGGCUGUAACUGCAGGUUGUUUGUAUGCAAUAGGUGGUUAUGACGGUAGUACACAUCUACGAACAGUUGAAUGCUUUAAAUCUCCCAUCAAACUUAAUGCCUAUGAAUUAUCCAGUGAUAUUUUACAGUCAAAACAUAGUACAUUAUCUAAUUUAUUAAAUAAACCUAGUAGUUGCGGUGAUCAUGUUGUUGUUGAUGACGACAAUGAUGAUGACAAAGAUGAUGAUAGUGUUUCUUGUAAUCAUCAUCAUUAUCAUCAUCGAUGUUCUGUGAAUUCUGAUUACGAGUCUAUUUCAUCUUUCAACUCAACUGAAACUGUUACAUUUACUGAAACAACAGGAAACCAGCAAAAUAUGACGUUGGAAAAGUUGAAACCUAAACCAAAUAAUUAUAAACCAUCCAUGCAAUCUCCUUCAGUUAACGUCAAUUGUAAUGGUGGUACUUCCACUUUAUCCACUAUAGUCCCAUCUUCUUCUUCUUCUUCUAGUCCUUUCGCUGAUUGGCAAUGGUCAUUUGGUCCGUCAUUAAUCGCACAUGAAGGAUGGGUUGGCAUUUGUGUUCUUCCAUUUGACCAAUCCUCUUCAAUCCAUUGAAAAUAUUUAUUUUGUUUUUUACACAUACAUAUGUUUGUUGUUUUGAUUAUUUUGUUUUCCGUUCAAAAAAAAAUUAAUAAAUAAUAAAUAUAUUUUAUAGGUGUUUUGUUUCAUGUUAACUUUUCAAUUGUAUGCUGUGUAUGCAUUUACUUUAUAUGAAUCCAUUAUGACACACAUGUGUCUGUCUAUGUUUUGCAUAGAUUGUUUGCCAGACAUUCGUUUAUAACUAUACCUAUUCUGUUCUUUUCAUUUAAAUUUGUAAAUAAAAAUUCCGUUAGAUUUCUUUUCUUAUCUUUGUGUAGAUAUAUUUAUUGCUGUCAUUUUUUCUCUUUUUUUUUUUUCGCAAACAAAACCUUUUUUGCAUUUCUCACUUCAUCAUCAUCUCUUACAUGAAUGUGAUUAUAUGUUUUGUGCAUUUCUCCAUUAUUGCAUUCAUUGAAUCUCUUUUUCAAACAUGAGAAAAAAACGAAGAACAAACAUCUUUUUCUAUGACAAGAAUUUAUUUUUUCAAGCAGAAUAGAAUAAUAAUAAUAAUAAUAAUAAAAAUGAAACAAAUGACCAAGGGAUAUUGAUUUUGCAUAAUCAGGUUUAUGUGAUUAUUAUUUUGUUUGGUUUUGUUUUGUUUUGUUUCGCUCCUCUCUGUGUUUUGUGAUUGAUUAUUUAACAUUGUUUUGUUUAUUUGUCCUCUUUUUAUUUUUUGGUCGAUAGAAAAAAAUUACUAGUUUCGUGACAAAUAAAUAUAUAUAUAU